Microbotryum saponariae is the source of this 1092-nucleotide messenger RNA. The record is from the annotation of a GenBank genome assembly. Lineage: Eukaryota; Fungi; Basidiomycota; Microbotryomycetes; Microbotryales; Microbotryaceae.
AUGCUCCGCCGCGCUGCCCGAGCCCUGCGAUUAGGGAAAGAACGCUACUUCAGAGGCCACGACUUAGAAGGUUCGCUGUGUCUCCAUGCACGACAAUCCCUCCCCGAUUGAGCUGACAUUGAACCUGACCUUUCGCAACGGCCGAUGUGGGGUGCUGUCCCGCCGUCAUCGCUUCUUCCAUCCGGUCGUACAUUCCUCCGUCAUCGCUGCAUUGUCAACGAAUAGGCAACAGCUUCUAUGAACGACCAGGGGAAGAUCCAAGUCAGUCUUUGAGUCCUCGUCGAUCAUCCCGUCUCGCUCUCGUGGCUGAUCCAGAACAUGCCUUCCCCUUCCUUCUCCUCUUGCCUCAGAGGACUGGCGACAAACGAAACGCACGAUAGAAUACGUCAUCGCACGACCUUUGGGCGAUUACCAAUUCAAUUCCAUACCCGGUAAGGAUCGUGUCAAGCUCCCCCGGCAUCGGAACCCCUUCCGAGAUCUCCACCUCUGAUCCGAAAUGACGAACUGAACUUUGGAACCCCGAUCUCCCCAGCUCAAUGGAACGGCUGGCUUCGCAAAACGCGCAAGGAACCGCCUACGAUAGAGGAACUACAGCAAGAUUACGAAAGGAUGCAAAAGUUGCAGACCAACGUCGAGAGGUUGAGGCACGAGUACGAGAUGGAGAAGUUUAGGUUGGCCGAAGGGAAGAGGCCGGAUUUGAGGAUUGGGAAUGAAGGGAUCAAGAAGGGGGUGGAAGAGAGCGUGCAUCAGAGACGAGAGGGAACGGAAGAAAGUGUUGGUGCUGGUCGAGGAGAGGAGGACAAGGUGGUGGAGCCCGCUGAUUUGCAGAGAGGGGAUGGGGAGGUCGAGGUUGGCGAUUGGAUAUUGGCUGAGAAGAAUCGGAAGGCAGCCGAAACGGAAAGAGAGAUGGCCCAGAAGAGGAGGGAGGAGUUUGGUCAGUCAUGCUAAUUUCCCUGUGGUAGACUAGAGGAGACGCUUAAACGAUUCCAUCUCUCCUCUACAGCCAAACAAGUCGCCUCGAAGCCGAGGGGCAAUCCGAGCGACUCGUUUCAACCUGAUGCCUGGGCACCGACGGCGGCCAAGCGGAGGUAG